AUGUUUAGAGAUCGUACAAAUUUAUAUAUUUCUUAUCGUCAGUCUUAUGCCCAUCAUCCUAGGUUUUCUACGGGAGUUUCAGGAUCUGCUUUUGAUGUUCCUGAGGAACAACAGUUUUUGAUGACACAUAAUAAUGAUAGCGAAGUUGAUGGACCAACAGAAGCAAUUGCAAUCGAAAUGGACACACUUCCACCUGCAUGGCUUGAUGUUUCAGAAGAAGUCGAUGAAUUCUUAUCUAAGAUAAAAACUAAAAUGGCAAAACUUCAGGUUUUAUAUAAAAAAAACUCGCUUCCUGGCUUUGAUGAUAGAGCAGCAGAAGAGAAGGAAAUUGAGCAACUUACUUACGAAGUGACUUCAGAAUUGCAUCAGUGUCAAUCAUUAAUAAAAAAGUUUGAUCAAAUGUCAAAUGCAUCAGCCAAUACUUCUUCAGAAAUAAGUAUGGCUAAGAAUAUGAAAAUUAGCAUGGCGUCUAAGGUUCAAGCCUCAUCUACUGAGUUUCGAAAAAUGCAAUCCAACUAUUUAAAAAGUCUCCGAACAGAAGCAGCAACAGAAAACACAAAUAGUAAUACAACCAAUUCCCAGUAUCUCCCCGAAGAAGAAGAUGAAUUUGAUAAUUCCCUUGCCCAAAGUCAAUUAACACAAACUCAACAAUUUUCGCAGGAACAUGAUACUCAACAAAGAGAACGUGAAAUUAUGAAAAUUGCUCAAGGAAUUCUUGAGCUUUCAGCUAUUUUUAAAGAUUUACAGACAAUGGUUAUUGACCAAGGUACAAUAUUAGACCGUAUCGAUUAUAAUAUUGAAACUAUGCAUACAAACGUUAAAGCAGCCGAUAAAGAACUAGUUACUGCAACUCAUUAUCAAAAAAGAACGCAAAAGUGUAAGAUUAUAUUACUUCUUUUGUUAAUAGUAUUGGGUCUUUUUAUCCUUUUGCUGGCAAAGCCGAAACAUCAUUAUUCUACAUCACCACCUAAAGAAGAAAGGCCCCCAUCUCCCAGUACAGGUGCAUAA
Molecule: messenger RNA, 1008 nt
Organism: Magnusiomyces paraingens
Lineage: Eukaryota; Fungi; Ascomycota; Dipodascomycetes; Dipodascales; Dipodascaceae
Exons: 1
Coding region: 1-1008 (335 amino acids)
Biological process (GO): intracellular protein transport; vesicle-mediated transport; vesicle fusion
Cellular component (GO): membrane; SNARE complex; endomembrane system
Molecular function (GO): SNARE binding; SNAP receptor activity
Source: RefSeq, a predicted model, not a curated record